AUGGCUCCUGAACUUAUUCUCCCAGUGUCAGACCACUUUCCAGGGCGUAUAACAUACAGAGGCAACGGAUACUUUGCUUCAAUAAAGGCCAAAUUUGAAGCUUUUAACUUGACUCAGAAGGUGAAGGAGACGCCUUUUGGUGUGUUUUGGAAUGCCAGUGAAUUGAAAUUCAGUGGGGUUAUUGUCCAUCAGUUGUUACUAAGGAAGAAGAAAGUGAGUGAGGCCAAAAAUGAUGAAGUGUGGUUUUACGUGGGUAAAACCGAAGCUAGAUUUGGACGGUCUGAGUUCGGUUUGAUCACGGGCUUAAAGAUGAGCGGUGGUCCUUCGUCAGAAGAAUUGACUGCACAGUGUGAUUCUGAUCGGAUCUUGCGAGACUAUCUCAACAACUCAAAAAGGGUGACCUUUAAAACCCUUUGGCUAGCGUUUGAGGCAUGCGAUGUGGCUGACGAUGUAUACAAGCUGGGGUUGUGUGCAUUUGUCGAGGGUGUUCUGCUGUCACGGGCCGAGGGUGUGUAUAUCUGGACAGAUAUGCUAAAGUUGGUAGAAAAUGAAGAGAAGUUCUUCGAGUAUCCUUGGGGUCUUCUUUCUUAUCAGAAGUUGUUGUCUUCCACAACUAAGAAUAUGCAACAACUUAGGCAAAACUACAUGGAUAAGAACGAUAAGACCAAGAAGAAACACAAGAAGGAUAAAAAGGUUACUCAACCUGAAGCGAAGUACAACGUGUACGGAUAUGCUCCUGCGCUGCAAUAUUGGGCAUUUGAGGCCAUGCAAGUUUUGGGGAAGAAGUAUGGCCAGUGCAAAGGGACUCGAUUCCCUCGAAUGUUGAACUGGAGCACCCCCGACACAGUCACGAAACAUGAUGUGAAGCAAGCUGAUGUGGCUGCACUCUUUGAGAAAAGGAUGGUUGUGCUUCAAAUCUUGUAUCCUCGGAAUUGGGAGGUUGAUUACUGGAAGGACAAUUGUGAGGGUGAGGUCCCCACAGUGGAAAUGGGGUUGGAUGAGGUCGAAGAAACACAAGCCGGGGCGCAAGAUUCGACCGCAUUCGAGACCCAAGCCCAACGGGUGGCAGAAUAUGUGGAAAGGUCCAAAAUUAUUCCCCCAUCCCCACCCAAGGAAACAGCAGACGCCUCCACAUCUGCCACCGUGCCCCCAACCCCUGCCACUGUGCCCCCAAGCUCUACUCCACGCAAUGACUCCGACUACCUCUUGUUGGCUAAGAGAUUGGAGAAGGUAGAAGCGCAACAAGUUGCGAUUCUUACUGCCCAGACUGAGAUGAAGGCUGACUUCAAGAGAAGUCAGAAAGAGAUGAAGAAUCUUAUCAUGGAUCAAAUUGCGACCGUGAUAAGUUUGUUACAGAAGCAGCCUUCGGAGCCGACACAACCAUCAGGGCCGGCACAACAAUCAGACCCCACACAUCCAUCCGACCCGGCAGAGCCAUUACAGACGGUACAUCCAUCACCGCCGACAUAUGAUGAUGAUGAUGAUGUCUACCCAGAAGAUUGGCAACCUGACGCAUGUGACGUUCCUUCUACUCCUGCAAACGCCAUUGUCAUUUCGCUGGGUGAUACUGAAUCUCAGGAUGUGGAAGAGUUGCAGGGGCCACCAGAUGGAGUGGAGUUCUGUAGGAUUAGGCGAAAGCGGAAGCCGACACCCCGAAGCCGGCGGACCCCAUUGUUAAAAUUUUUCCAGAAGUGGAUCACUUAUGCUAGGGACAAUGGCCGUCCUAGGGAUGUUCACACUGGCGAAGCCACUAGAUCGUGGUUCGUGAAGUUGAUGGUGCUGAACGAAUGGCUCGAAGAUGAUCAAAUUGAUGCCAUGGCGCACUUAUUGAGAAGAAGACGGACCCUGUACCCAGAAGUCUACACCCGAAAAGGUGUAGUUUUGGACACAUCUGCUCCACAGUUCUUUUCCAUGUUUUGGAAUAUGUGUGAGGGUGACAGGAGCAAGAUGAAAUGGGAUGAGAGCGUCAUGAGUUACGUGCAGGGGAUACCGCACAGAUACUUGCCAUGUUGGGAGAAGCAGGAGUACAUAUACUUUGUGUUGCACCUUCCCAAAGAGCGCCACUGGGUGGCAGUUGAGGUGGAUAUCGAGAACUGGGAGAUCAUUGUAUAUGAUUCUGAUAUCGGUGCCACCGUUGAGGCAGCCAUGGAGUCAUAUUUGAAGCCUUACAGCGAGCUCUUUGCAAAUCUAAUUCGAGAUAGCGGUUAUUUCCAAUACAACAAUUAUGUACAUCCGGUGGAGUUGGGCGAUCUCAGUCAGCUCCUACCCCUCCAUUAUAGACGAGCUACCUCGGAGGUUGUACCACAAACGAACAGCAGUGGCAAUUGUGGAAUGUAUGCCAUGGAGCACAUUGAGCACUUGAUGCUGGAUCGGUCGUUGGAGCAUGUGCAUGAUGAUAACAUGCUCACCUUUAGACAUAGGUGGUGUGUGGACCUAUUUUACCAGAACUUAACGUGGUAGUUUUUUGUAGGUUUUUGCAAUGUUAAUCUUGUACACAUAAACUCCCCUUUUGUAAUUGUAUUAUAAUCUCACCAAAUUUAUAUAUAACAAGUAAAUUUAAAGCUA
Molecule: messenger RNA, 2565 nt
Organism: Cannabis sativa
Lineage: Eukaryota; Viridiplantae; Streptophyta; Magnoliopsida; Rosales; Cannabaceae
Exons: 5
Coding region: 1-2460 (819 amino acids)
Biological process (GO): proteolysis
Molecular function (GO): cysteine-type peptidase activity
Source: RefSeq, a predicted model, not a curated record